AUGACGUUAUCGUUUUACCAAGGCGAAAGAGCAAAGGCGAGUGACAACAAGCUUCUUGGCACCCUAGAAUUCAAGGGCAUCCCGCCCGCUCCCUACGGUGUGGCGGAGAUCACGUUCUGCGUCGACGUCGACGGCAAGGGCAACCUGAACGUGUCCGCCGAGGACAAGUCGACCGGGCGGAAGGAGACCAUGAGCGUACCGGGCGUCGGGGUGAAGGGAAAGCUUCUGACGGCGGAGGAGGUGGCGGAGAUGGCUCGACAAGGAGAGAAGCACGAGUAG
Linum tenue is the source of this 279-nucleotide messenger RNA. NCBI's taxonomy places the organism in Eukaryota, Viridiplantae, Streptophyta, Magnoliopsida, Malpighiales, Linaceae. The record is from the annotation of a GenBank genome assembly.